AUGGCGGAUUCUGAAGAUGAGCCACAAGAAGCCAAGAAGGCAAAAGUAGACAGGACUUCCAGGUCCACAUAUGAAAGUGUAGAUUGGUCAAUAUGUAUAUUUUGCCAAAAAAAGAAGUACAAAGGCGUAAAAGAGCUUAUAAGUGUUGCCAGCUUUGAUUCUUGUCAAGCGAUUGUAGACGCUGCCAUUGCUUGUGAUGACCAGCGAUUGCUUUUAAAUAUCAAAGGCGUUGAUUUGAUAGCGAAAGAAGCGAAGUAUCACGGAAAAUGUCGAAGCAAAUAUGUCAGUAAGACAAACCUAAAAUGUCUCAGUUACAAUGAAGAUAAUGAAGAGAAGGAGUGUAUGUAUUCUGCAGCGUUUGCUAUGUUAGUGGAUGAAAUUACUCCUGGAUUAUCUGAAGGAAAGAUUUAUGACAUGAGCCAUAGGUUAGACCGCUAUAAGCAGGUAUUGGAAGUCAAAGGCAUUUCUUGCAGCAAUUAUCGCAGCGAAAAGCUCAAAAGAAGAAUGAGAGGCCAUUUCUUAGACCAAAUAGUCAUCGAGAAGCAGAACGACCCUUCGAAGCCCGAAUUAAUUUAUUCCAGUCAUUUGUCAGUUGCAGACAUAGUAAAAACAUCAGUCUCUCAGCAGUCCAGUGAAGAUUUUGAAGUCGAUGAGGACUCGAGACAGGAUAUGGAACAGGAUAAGGCUAGCAUUUUGUACCAAGCAGCCCAGAUAAUAAAGAAUGACAUCAAACAGUGCAAUGGUAUUUCAAUCAAGCAAUUGUGUGAAGACGAUGUGUCCAUAGAGAAGGGCAGGUGUCUAAUACCGGAAAGCCUUUACAGUUUUCUUUCAGAGGUUAUCUCUAGGCAAGACAAAAAGGCCACUAUCGUGUCGGAUGGAGCUACUCUUAGUGCUGAGAAAGGAAGACGCGUAGUUAUGCUAGGUCAGGAUAUAAUUCAUUCCGCGACCAAUAGUCAGGUGAAAACACCGAAACACAUAGGUUUGGCAGUCACCAUACAUCAUUUAACAGGGUCUAAGGAAGUCUUGACUUUGUUAAACAGAAUGGUGCACUGCUCUUCAUAUGAUGAUGUCGAAAUCGUAAACACAGCGUGAGCAAGAGAGAUGGAGGCACGGAGCCAACAAACUGGAGCAGUCAUCCCAUCAAACAUUACCGCCGGCCCAUUUGUACAAUUCUCUGCCGACAAUAAUAACUUCAACAAGGAAACUCUAGAUGGCAAAAAACUACACACGCCACAACGCUAGUAGUGUAUCAGCGUCAGCCUUUUGGACCCCAACUCCCACCGAAGGUCCAGGCUGACCACUCCUCUAGAAGAAGAUCUUUAUAGCAGCCUGUUCAGGGUCAACUCAUGCACGGUUGCAGUGUGCAUGGUAAGCGUCCUGCGUUGACCUCAUUCAUAGGAAGGGCAGAAGAGAACUUUGAAUGUAGAGACGAUUGCACAACAACUCAGAAUGUAAGAGAAUUGGCAUGGUUUCUGCUCAGGCUGAAUAGAAAAAACGUAUUGAAGGCCAAUGAUACCUAUGGAGAGCAAUCAGUUUCCGGAUGGAGCGCAUUCAAUGCCGAAAUGUCUUCCAUCACGUUGCCUCGCACCGUCAUUGGCUACUGCCCGAUGAUUGCUGGAUCACCAACAGAGUACAGUACCAUCUAUACGGUACUCAAAACAGUGCAAGAAAUGUCCAAACAUCUCCAGCAGAACACUGCAGUAAUCACAUUUGAUCUGGCAAUUUAUUCCAAGGAAAAGGAAAUCCACUGGUGUUAUCCAGAAGAGUUCCAAAACCUAGUGAUUCGCUUAGGGGGGUUUCACAUUGCACUCAAUUAUUUGGCCUUGAUCGGAAAGAUGUUCCAGGAGAGUGGGUUGGAGGAUGCGUUUAUAGAGUCUGGCCUCUACAGAUCGAACUCUACUAUGGCACUAUUGCAGGGAAAAUGGUACAACAGGGGAAUUUAGAGGACACAAAUUGAUUAUGGAGGCGCUAUAGCGUUUGAAAUGGGACGCAUUUUGCUCCUGGGUUAGUAAAGGAGGAGGUGAAGAAGUCGAAAGCGAAGGAGGUCCGAUUCUAAAUCUCGUUGACUCUGUCAUAGAGCGCUACAGAACAGCAACAACAGCUGAAGAGAAGAAAGAGGCCUAUUUGCUGCUUUGUAACACCGCCAACCGUGUUGAGGACUUAUUGAUGCGGUUUAAACAAGAAACGUCAUCGAAACUUUUCAAGUUUUGGGACAAGUACAUCGAGAUGAUUCUCCUUCUCCUCGAGUUCAUUCGAGCAGAACAAGAGGGUGACUGGGAGUUACAUCUUAAGGUUACAACAAAGAUGAUUCCUUAUUUUUUUGCAAUGGAUCGUAUGAAUUACUCCCGGUGGCUGCCUGUUUAUAUUAUGGAUACGCGCAAUCUGCAAGAAAAAGCUCUAGACGUCUACAACGAGUUCCUUAGAGGGAACCACACUGUCAGUAGGUCAACUUCACAGUCAUUUAACCAAGUCUGGACGGACAUGGCUCUCGAACAGAGCAUUAACCUUGACAGUAAAGCUAAAGGUGGCAUAAUCGGUAUUACGCAAAGGCCAAGCGCUCUCCAGAAAUGGUUUUUGACAGCACACGAGAGAACAGCAACCACGACUGCUACCAAAAGAAUAAUAGAUUUGGAUGAAUCUACAAGAAGUACACACAAGGAAUCAUCAAAAGUCAGAGUUCAAAGAGACGAAAAUGACAUCAAGAAGGUCAUACACACUCUGCAGACAGUGAUGUCUAAUCCGUUCGAUGAAGAUGCGUACAGAGAGGACGUUCCACUAAUGAACCUUGCUACAGGAGUAGUUAUGCCAGAGGAGAUAUCAGAGCAACUUAUUGAUGCCCAAUGUCUAGGAGAAGCGAGGAUGAAGUUAUUUGUGAGCAAGCGUAUCAAUACCAAUGAAGUUGGCUUUUGGGAACCGAUGGAAAAGAUGAACAUAAAAACCUUUGCAAGUUUGUCAAAGAAAGCAAAGGUUAAGUCCGUGGAUGAGAAGCUUGUAACAGUAAGCGCGGACAGAAACUUGUUUGGGCGUCUUUUGAUAGCUUCACGGUCAAGGGAUAUCGACUUGAGAGAAGUGUUAAAGUACGAGCUGGACUCUGUCCCUUGCGCACUG
Messenger RNA from Pocillopora meandrina, 3108 nucleotides. NCBI's taxonomy places the organism in Eukaryota, Metazoa, Cnidaria, Anthozoa, Scleractinia, Pocilloporidae. The record is from the annotation of a GenBank genome assembly.